Messenger RNA from Pogona vitticeps (central bearded dragon), 6417 nucleotides. Lineage: Eukaryota; Metazoa; Chordata; Lepidosauria; Squamata; Agamidae. The record is from RefSeq and is a predicted model, not a curated record.
CCUGAGCUCCCGGAGGGAGGCUUGCUUUCUCGGCUCCCCCCCCCCUCCUCAAGGCAGGAGAGGGCGGAUCCCUUGCGCGCAACCAGAGGAGAAAAGGGUCCGAAAAGGGUGCCAAAACUGGACCGAGGCGGGCGCAGAAGCCGGCUCAGGUGGCGGCCGCGGAGGCUCGGCGAAGCGAUGGGUCGGCGGAGCGGCUUUUCCGGAGAGCAGGAUUGGAGAGAUUAGAGCGAGAAAGAGAUUUUUAGAGAGAGGAAGCGUGUGAAGGACUCGAGAGGCGGCGAUGGAGCUCCGUGCGCUCUCCCUGUGCGCUUUUGUGCUCGCCUCCGCCGGGGAUGCUUCGGGGAGCCGGCUGCUCCCCGGCAUGCCCAACGUUUGUGCAGAACGAGAAGUUGCAGUGGUCGGCCAGUGGCUGCCACGUAUCCAAGCCUUCACCCGUUUGGUUCAAGUGAGGAAGCCGGGCUGUGCAGGGCAUCCGUGGUGCGUGGGCUACGAAAGGAGAGUCAUGUAUUUUGUGGACAACCGACAGGUUUACGGCAUGCAGUACCAAACAGUGUACCGUUGCUGUCCCGGGUGGUCUCAACUUGGCGAGGGCUCAGGCUGCAUUUACCCUGUCUGCAGUUAUGGGGUGUGCUUCAACGGAGGCAAGUGUGCUGAAGGCUCCUCGCUCCAGAUCUGCCACUGCCCUUCCGGUUUCCAAGGCCCGUGCUGCCAGUAUGAUGUGAACGAAUGUGACGCUGGAAAUGCCGGGUGCGAAUCUCAGUGCUGUAACACCAUUGGGAGUUUCUACUGCAGGUGCCUGCAAGGAUCAAAGCUGAAAGAUGAUGGGAAGACAUGUGAAGAUGUUGACGAAUGCCUGGUUCACAAUGGGGGUUGCCAGCACAGAUGUGUGAACACUCUGGGCUCCUAUUAUUGUGAGUGCAAGCCAGGAUUUCGCCUCCACACGGACAGCAGGACUUGUCUGGCCAUCAACACCUGCGCCAUCAACAACGGCGGGUGUGAGCAUGAUUGUGUGCAGCUCACCCUGUCACAACAUCAGUGCCAAUGCCGGCCCAAUUACCAGCUGAAGGACGAUGGGAAGCAUUGUGUCUUGAGAAACCCAUGCACGGAGAGAAAUGGAGGCUGCAUGCACAAGUGCCAGAACCGCCGUGGCAUGCCGCAGUGCGAGUGCCACCCCGGAUACAGACUGGCCGCUGAUAAGAAGGCUUGUGAAGAUGUCAACGAAUGCAUCACUGGGAAGGCCAUGUGCGCGCAUGGCUGCCUCAACACCCGGGGCUCUUUCAAGUGCACUUGCAACCCGGGGUACGAGCUGGGAGUGGAUAGCAAACAGUGUUAUCGGAUUGACAUGGAAAUUGUCAACAGUUGUGAGACCAACAACGGAGGCUGUUCCCAUCUUUGCCAUCACACCAGCUCCGGCCCCGUGUGCAGCUGCAAUGUGGGAUACCAGCUGGACAGAGACAAGAAAACCUGUGUUGGUAUGGAGAAGUGUUCGGAUCAGGAAAUAAAUGUCAGUGCCUCCCUACAGGGGUGGGAGACAAGACGUCCCGAUUCUUCUUAUGAACAUGGAAAAGUGGUCCAGGAAUGUUAUAACUACCCGGGAGGCUACGAGUGCAUUUGCUACGCCGGCUACCGGCUCAGCACAGAUGGCUGCAGCUGUGAGGAUGUGGACGAGUGCUCUUCAGACAACGGAGGGUGCGAGCAGUUCUGCCAGAACGUGGUGGGCUCCUUUCACUGCAGUUGCCAGAUUGGCUACAAACUAGACGAAGACCGAAAGAGCUGUGUUUUACUUGAGGACCCCGUGGAAGCCCUCGAUGGAAGACGCCCUGUCAUCCGUCCGCUCCCUCAUGUGGCUGUCCUCCGGGAGGAAUUCACCCAGUUAUUUGAGGAAGAGUAUGAUGAGGAAGAGGAGGCAGAAGCAAGAGGGGAGCACACUUUGUCUGAAAAAUUCAUCUGCCUGGAUGAUGCCUUCGGCCAUGACUGCAGCUUGACUUGUGACGACUGCCAAAACGGAGGGGCCUGUAAUGAGGACCAGACGGGCUGCGCUUGCCCGGAUGGCUGGAGCGGGAUCCUUUGCAACCAAACUUGUCCAGAAGGGACGUUUGGUAAGAACUGCAGUUCUGCGUGUCUUUGCCAAAAUGGAGGGACAUGCGACCCGGUGACAGGAGCCUGCCGUUGUCCACCUGGUGUAAGCGGAGAGCAGUGUGAAGAUGGUUGCCCCAAAGGGUUCUUUGGGAAGCAUUGCCGGAAGAAAUGCAACUGUGCCAAUCGAGGGCGCUGCCACCGGAUUUAUGGAGCUUGCCUGUGUGAGCCAGGCUUGUACGGACGAUAUUGUCACCUUGCUUGCCCCAAGUGGGCGUAUGGCAUGGGCUGCUCCGAGGAAUGCCAGUGUGUGGAACCCAACACCCAAGACUGUGACAAGAAGGAUGGCGCCUGCGUGUGUAAACCUGGUUACUCUGGCCAAAAGUGCCAAAUGGAAUGUGAUCCGGGCUAUUACGGUCCCGGGUGCCGGAGCAGGUGCAGUUGCCCCGCCGGAGUGCUGUGUGAUCAUGUGACUGGUGAAUGUCAGCAGCAUUGCCCCCAGGGGUACCAUGGGGAGAACUGCACCGAAGAAUGCCCUGAAGGGACGUUUGGAGUGAACUGUCUCCAAUCCUGUACCUGCAGUGGUUCCCCUUGCAACCGCUUCAGUGGUCAAUGUCAUUGUGCAGCCGGGAAGACAGGCGCAGAUUGCAGCCAAGAGUGCCCUGAAGGUCGCUGGGGGCAAGGAUGCCAAGCAAUCUGCCCAGAGUGCAAGAACAACGCUCGUUGCGAUCCCCAAACGGGUGUGUGCCUCUGCUCACCUGGAUACACGGGCAACCAUUGCCAAGAUGUGUGUCCUCCUGGAUGGUUUGGACAGGAUUGCCAAGUGCACUGCAACUGUGGGAAUGAAGGAUACUGCCACCCCGAGACUGGGAGGUGCAGUUGUGCUCCUGGGUGGACAGGUUAUAAUUGCCAAAGAGCCUGUGAUCCAGGACGCUGGGGUCCGGACUGUGCCAACGUUUGCAACUGUAGCAACAGCGAUGGGAGCUGCAACACCAGGACAGGACAGUGUAUCUGUGAGGCUGGCUACACCGGGACCCAGUGUGAUCAGAAGUGCCCUGAAGGCUGGUUCGGUCCGAGCUGCCGGCACAGAUGCCAGUGUGACCACGGAGCCGCCUGCGAUCAUGUCAGUGGGGCAUGCACCUGCGCCCCUGGAUGGAGAGGGACAUUUUGUGAGCGCUCUUGCCCUAAAGGCUUCUUUGGCGUGGACUGUCGAGGGAGCUGCCAUUGCCUGAAUGGCGCCAGCUGCGAUCAUGUGACAGGACGAUGUGUUUGUUCAGCCGGGUGGAUCGGCCCAAGCUGCAACCAAACUUGUCCCCCCCAGCACUAUGGGGAGAACUGCACCCAGGGAUGCAGCUGUUUCAAUGGGGCUACCUGCAACCCCAUUGAUGGGCAAUGUGUUUGUGCCCCCGGAUGGAUGGGAGACAGCUGCCAGCAAGCGUGCCCCGAUGGCUUCUAUGGCUCAAACUGCCAGCUGCGGUGCCUGUGCCAACAUGGCGGAGUGUGUGACCCAGUCACAGGGCACUGCGUAUGCCCUGAAGGGUGGACCGGAUUGGCCUGUGAGCUGGCGUGUGCCCACGGAAAAUAUGGCCCUGACUGCCGAGAAAGCUGCCAUUGCCUGAACGGAGGACGGUGCGACCAGAAAGCCGGGCGUUGCCUUUGCCGCCCUGGGUGGCAGGGAGAUAAGUGCCAAACGGCUUGCCCUGCAGGUUCCUAUGGAGAAGAGUGCAAAGAGCGUUGCGACUGUGAGCAUGGUGUGUUGUGCCAUCACAUCACGGGAGUUUGUGACUGCCCAGCUGGGUGGCGAGGACGUCACUGUGAGAAAGCCUGUCUGCCUGGUUCUUUCGGGAAGGGUUGCACUUCCGGCUGCGACUGCCCGCCAGGAGCGCCAUGCCACCACGUCACAGGGGAAUGCAGCUGCCCUCCGGGGUUCACCGGCCACGGGUGUGAGCAAGCUUGUCUGCCAGGGACCUUUGGACAGAACUGCGCACGGAUUUGCCAGUGCGCCGGCGUGAACCAUGACUGCCACCCAGUGACCGGGGAGUGUAUCUGCGCACCAGGCUUCCAUGGCACCAACUGCCGGCAAAGAUGUCCUGUCGGGCGCUAUGGCCCGAAUUGUGACAGGCAAUGCAACUGCAAACAUGGAGGCCAGUGUGUGACGACCACAGGGGUGUGCCAGUGUCCUGCUGGGUAUUUUGGAGCGGACUGUGGUACUCCUUGCCCUGCUGGCCACUAUGGUGCCGACUGUGCCCUUGUGUGUUCGUGCGGUAGCAAUGCCACCUGCCAUCAUGUGACUGGCUCUUGCCUUUGUCCGCCAGGCAGGACAGGCCCCAAAUGCGAGCAUGGUUGUCCAAGGAAUCGGUAUGGACUCAGUUGUAAACAGACGUGUGCCUGUCAGAAUGGAGGGAUCUGCCUUGCGACCGAUGGCUCCUGUCUGUGUGGGCUAGGAUGGACUGGGACGUUUUGUGAAUUAGGAUGCCCGCCAGGGAGGUAUGGCGCCAACUGUGAGCUGAAUUGCACCUGCAGAAACAACGCAACCUGCGAUUCUGUGACCGGAGUUUGUCGCUGUGGAAGAGGACACUAUGGGAACUUGUGUGAACACGCCUGUCCAGCGGGCUUCCAUGGUGUCAAUUGUCAGGAGCCGUGUGCCUGCCAGAAUGGAGCCAAGUGUGACCCGAGGACAGGGGAAUGCCUGUGCCCCCCUGGUUUCCACGGAAACCAGUGUCAGAAAGGCUGUGGUGCAGGAAACUACGGAGACAAGUGUCAGCAACGGUGUGAUUGCGAGGGGAGCGCUGGUUGCGAUCCCGCCAGCGGCCGCUGCCUGUGUCCUCCGGGAAAGAUGGGUGCCAGGUGUGAUGUGGACUGCCCCUUGAGGAAAUACGGUCCUGAUUGUUCUCUGACCUGCGAGUGUUCUGCAGCCCACGCCUACUGUAAUGCUGAGAAUGGACGGUGUAUCUGCCUCGACGGAUACAUAGGGACCAAGUGUCGAGAAGGAGGGCUACCUCAGUCGCUGAUGAGCACGCAACAACAGCCAGAAUCACAGGCGCCAUCUCAGACUUUCUCACCGAGUUCUCUCAGGGUGGUCCCUCCCGCUGUGAAGCACUAGGUCUUCCAACUCAGCAUCUCCAGAGGAGAGACUUGAAUAGGCCACGAGUGUGGAACGCCUCUACCGAAGGUCAUCUCCGCACCGGUUCCUCGUCCCAAACAUUUGAGGAGUGUAAACGUAGAGAACUUUGUGUGAAGAGGCCUCCGAGCGGAUGGCACUCAAGCCUCUGAAGGGAGCACGUGAUUCCCUUGGGACAAUAUUACCGAGGGGCAACGGCAUCUCCCUCCGCUCGUAAACUCGGAAGUGGUUGUUUGAGCAUAACUUGUUUUCUACUGGAGGGAUCGUGUCUUGUAAAUGACCUAUUUUCCUUAUUUCCACACCUCCUGGAAUUAUGCUAGCCAAAUUCUGGUAUUUAUGUAAAGAUAUUUAUGGGCCGAUGUGUUAACAUCUGAUGUACGACUCCGAAUGUGCCUUAGAAGUCCAAGUAGCCCAGUGUGUGUGCGUGUAUGUGGGCUCACAGAUCUAGAGAAGAGCAAAUGGUCUGGAAAUUUCUCUUGCUCAGUGUUGCUCAAAGGGUUUUAGAAAAGUUAACCAGCCACGUUCUAGAAGGCAAUUCCCAGGCGUGAGGGGUGCAGAAGGCUACAACUUGAGAAUACAACAACACGUUUACAAUUCUGUUGUCAUCCUAUGGAGCCUUCUGUGAUCUGUGGUUUGGUGAGACACUUGAUAAGAAUUAUCUGCUGGAGGUCAGAGCAACCCCUUGGGGAGAUCUCAAGCUGAGAAUUCCAACUCUUCUCAUGAAAUCACAAAUCCAGGAUUUGGUAGCCAACGUGGCAUCGAACCACUCUUAACUGUAUAAUGCAGAGAACACUCCUUGGCGUGCAAAUGCCAAACCAAAGAGAGGGAAGGACACAGUUUCUGGGGCUGUCUUUCCACCACCUGAGAAGGUUGGAACUGGAUGGAAAUGCGGAAUUGGGCAGAAUAUUUUAUCUUCUCAUGUAACUGGGUGGAAAUACGGGAUGUGGUUUGGAGAUGGUGGGGUUUCUAAUGUUUCUGAACAGCAGAACCAAAAGGAUUUAAAUCCUGCUUCUCAAAAUUCUGCCCUGAGUGGAUGUUUCCGCACAUCUGGCUGUAGAAAGGUAAGUUUUGAGGAGGGGUAAAAAUGGAAAAUCAGAACCAGUGUAAAGUUGAGGUGGUAAGAGACUUUUUAAAAAAAAAAAUCAGUAUAACAAUCUUCCCAACAUCUCUUACAAGCUGUGAAGGUAUUUAAAUAUCCUGUUGCCCAAAAAUGGGAGUGG